Messenger RNA from Fusarium coffeatum, 1236 nucleotides. RefSeq lists its product as uncharacterized. Bases 1 to 1236 code for a protein of 411 amino acids. The record is from RefSeq and is a predicted model, not a curated record. Lineage: Eukaryota; Fungi; Ascomycota; Sordariomycetes; Hypocreales; Nectriaceae. The transcript is spliced from 2 exons.
AUGGACGGACAGGCAAAUCAGAGUUGGCAAGGAAACAGGAUGUCUCCUAAUCCUGCGAGAUCGAGUCCUGGACUUCCUCAGCAAAGACGUUACGACGAGUCUUGGGUAGAGGUGGCAUCACAACCUUCGUCUUCAUCCCUUUCUAGCAUCGGCGACGAGAUUGUUACCACUGGUUUACGCGUUGGGAACCCCUAUGUUCGUCGACGUCGCUUACAACCCUCGGCAAGAUCGCUUCCCCAACAAAAUACGGCUAUCCACAACGGCUCUGCCGCCGAUAUGAGCAGCCAGGAAGAAUACGAUGAAAGCGAUAGCGAAGAUGAUCGCCUCCUUACCAGCUCGACCGAGAAUGCCCAGCGGUCUGAAGAAGAUAUGGAUUUGGACUCGGAGGCCGAGUCAGAUGGUGAUAACGUCACCGCGCUUGGGCGGGUGUCUGAUCGACCUGCAGACCAACCCGUCUUCCGACCUCAACCCAAUGCCUUCACUCAUCCAUCGACACAGCGACGAGACUCUGCUCCAGCUAUUCCUACCGCGCCCCCUCCUCAUCCUCACAAUGGUCUUACACGACCUUCUUUUACCCAGCGAUCGCAGACACGGCCCCACCGUGCGGGUCCAAGCUUUAUGUCCCCAGCUGUUCGUGAAGAGAACGAUGCAGCUCUACGCGCAUCCCUAACCACUCUUCUUUCUUGCGCACACGCAGCUAGAGGCCUGCCAAAGUCAAAGGAAGAAGCUGAGGCCCAGAGAGUAGCCGCUUCAGGCGUAGGACCCAGUAGCCAGCCGAUGGAGCUGCGGCUCGUACCGGAGUCGGAGCUGUCACCAGAACCACCAAGACAAAGACGGGCCCAACGACCCGCUGCCCCGUCUCCACCCCGCAAACGGGCCGGGGGAUCCAGAUCUCCUUCACGAACCACCUCCGAGAGGGGCAAGCACAGCUCCGGAUCACCAACGGCCCCACGGGCUACCAAGAAAAAGAAGGUUGCCCAGAUGGAAGAGCCUGCCACCAUCUCGCCAACUCUCCUCACAUGGGUCGUCAGCGCCGGCGUCGUCAUCGUCGUCUCUGUGGUGGGGUUUGGUGCAGGGUAUGUUAUCGGUCGUGAAGCUGGCAGACAAGAGGCGUUGGCGGCCAGCGUUGGCAGUGUCAACGAUACCACGUCUUGCGGACAGGAAGUCAUCCGAUCAUCAGGCAGCGGACUACGCAAACUUCGAUGGGGUGCCGUUGGCAAGAGCAUCGUUGCUUAG